GUACUUAAACCAAUCUUUCUAUAUAUCUUGGGUAUGUAAUCGUCACGGAUGAUCUUCCCUGACGGAUCUGGCCAUCAGGAAAAAAACUUGCCUGGGUGGUGAGGGGCACAAUUGCAAAGUAUGCAUGUGUUCCUUCUUUAAACCUCCAUUAGGUUGUCUUGUCCCUUCAUCCUCCAUCAUCCAUCACUACUACUAUAGCUAUCUGCUUGGAAAUCUAAAGGCGACCGUACUUCUCUGCUCAGGUGUUCGCGCCAAACCAAGAUAGCUCUGGCCGUACGUGAUGGAGGAAGAGCAAGGGAUCCAGAGCAAGACAAGAAUGGUUGUUAAGCACAGGGGCUGCUGCAUCGAGCAGACCGUGAUGAAAACACAGUCACCAUCAGCUCUGGACGACGACCCUUCCAUGCAUCUGCGCCGGAGGUCCAAGACGGUGCGGGUGACCCCGAUCCACUACGAGGUGGUGUCGGGUUGGAUUCAGCCUGAGACGCCUUCUGCUACUGCUGGUCACCAUGAUCAUCAGAUCAUCCAGAUGUAUCCCGAGGAUAAUCAGAAGAAGGCAUUAUUGACGGCAGCGUCAUGGGAUGGAGGAGGAGCCAACAGGGGUGGCUACGAUUACUGCUGGGUCAUGGAGCAGGUCAGGACAAUCGAGGCUGCCAUGAGCCGAGACAAGAAGCUGCUGAGGGAGCUGAAGAAGGAGGUGGCGGAGCUGAAGCGCGAGGUCCAGCGCUACAAGGAGGAGCUCGACGCCAUGCAGCACAAGAACAUCGGAAAGAUGGUACUGGGUAUGGUGGCCGAGGUGCUCCCGGUCCCGGACAGCAUCAGGACCACGCUCGGCCGCCUUGUCGACCUAAUAUAAUUAACCUUAGCUUGCAUUGCAUGAGAUCAGGCCAUGACGACCUCGAUCGAUCUUGCGAUACAAAGAAUUUAAAGGUUUUGCCACUAGCUCCCUUCCCAGAUAUAAAUUUUGCUCAGUUUUAAUUUGUAUGCGAGACGUAUAUGCACAUGUGUGUGGCCGAUCGAUGGCCGUCAGUUUAA
Molecule: messenger RNA, 1032 nt
Organism: Sorghum bicolor (sorghum)
Lineage: Eukaryota; Viridiplantae; Streptophyta; Magnoliopsida; Poales; Poaceae
Exons: 4
Coding region: 281-853 (190 amino acids)
Source: RefSeq, a predicted model, not a curated record